This is a messenger RNA of Benincasa hispida (wax gourd), 888 nucleotides long. RefSeq names its product membrane protein insertion efficiency factor. NCBI's taxonomy places the organism in Eukaryota, Viridiplantae, Streptophyta, Magnoliopsida, Cucurbitales, Cucurbitaceae. The record is from RefSeq and is a predicted model, not a curated record.
CAAACCACACCUCAUUUGCCUUUAAUCAACAAAAACUGGGCUACAUCUCCAACCUCCAUUAGCAUUGGCAGAACAACCGAAGCAGAUUGAGAUGGCGGUUCUUUCCACGACGAACUGCCACAAACUCCAAAACCAAAAUCCAAGCUUCUUCGCCGGCCGCUGCCAUCAACGGCCCUUUUCUGCUGCUGACUUCAGUAUUCAAUAUAAUCGCCGGAACCUCCGUCGGCCGUUAAUCCUAAGCAAAACGCGCGCCACAUCGAACUCAAGCUCAAACAGCGACCAAGAUGGCGAAGUGGACAAUUUGGGUGUUAAAGCUGCAUUAUCCAUGCUUAAAUUCUACAAACGAGAAAUCUCGCCGCUAUUGCCAAAUAGUUGUCGCUAUUUACCUACAUGUAGUGAGUAUUCCAUGCAAGCUUACAAGAAAUAUGGUGUUGCGAAGGGUACUAUCUUGACUGCUUGGCGUCUCUGUCGCUGCAAUCCCCUUGGUAAUGACAUUGCUCUCCUUCAAAGGGAACUCGCGAGACGAGUGGAUCUGGGUUUGAUCCUCCUCGGUGGUUUGAUGAAGAAAGCUUGCCCGAACCAGAAGAUUGACAAUUUCAAAUGUUGCAUAUAAUUUGUUGUAUUGGCUAAUGUGUUGGUUGAUUGUCGUGCUGUUGGGGGUGAAUCUGUGGGAGCUAAUUCCCUAUGCAGAAUGAAGAAUGUUGUAGAAAUUGGCAUGUUACACCAAUAUUUUUGUAAUUAGGGAAUGCGGAAAUUUGAACCUCCAUGGAGGUAAUACAUGUCACAUAUAAUUAAUGUUCAUGUUCACUUUAGCUAUACAAAUCAUAUUUAAUGUAUAAUAUAUCUGAUUUUGAUUAGAAUUUGUACAUUAUAUAGUAUUUUUCAGUA